AUGCUCCCGGAAAAUGGAAGUGAUCGUAUCAAGAUUUUGAAAAUGGCCCGAGAGCAAUGUGGCAUUGGGGAGGAGUCCAUUCAGGACAUCUACCCAUGUACACCUAUUCAGGAGGGUCUUUUCUCUGCCAACUCCGUUGGCUCCGGGGCUUAUGUCGACCAAUUCAUGCUAACGCUAUCUCCCGAGGUCGACCGGCUCCGCUUGGUGAAGGCAUGGAACAGCGUGGUUCAAUCCAGCGACAUACUGCGAACCCGCAUCAUUCAAACAUCCAUCGGGAACUACCAGGUCGUCACGGCCUACUCUGAGCUCUUGGUGCAAUGCUACGCUUCUCAGGAACACUAUUUGGCAAGUGAAGGUUCUAUGAAGAUGGGUGCCGGAGCUCCUCUAUUCCUCGUCGGUUUCAUAGACCCGGACACGGAGUCCAGAGCAGAGGAAAAGUACGGUUCCAUGCCAAAGGCACGGCUCGUUGUCACUAUUCACCAUGCAGUAUACGACGGUUGGUCGUGGGAAAUGAUGUUACAAGAUGUGGAAGCCGCAUACUGUGGUGAAUCACUGCCUCUGCGGCCGUUCUCGGGAUUCGUUUCCUUCCUUCAAGAUCGAGAUCUUGCUCGUGAGCAGGAUUUCUGGAGCUCCUACUUUCUCGAUCUCAACUCGGCUGUCUUUCCUGAGUCCCUCGCGAACAAUCAGCCGCCCCAACUCCGCACCAGAUUAGCCUACCAUCUCUCUCUCCUGCAGAAGUCCCAGUCAGGGAAGGGAGAAAGUGAUCCGUCAGUAUUUACUAGCCCUCAGGUGACCCCAGCAAUCAGAGUCCAUUUGGCAUGGGCUAUCCUUAUCUCACUAUACACUCAGUGUCCUGAUGUGGUUUACGGGACCAUCAGCAACGGAAGGCUGUCCUCAAUGACGGGAAUAGAUGGCAUUAUGGGGCCGACGAUGGCCACCAUUCCUUUUCGUCAAACGAUCGAUCCAUCUAUGCGUGUUGACCAGGCGCUUCAAAUGACACAUGCAAACAUGCAGUCAACCCUUGAAUGGCAGCAUGCGGGAUUGCCCUCCAUUUCCCGUACCAGUCAUGAUGCAUCUUCAGCGUGUAUGUUCCAAACCCUGGUCGUGAUCCAGCCGCCAAAGGCACCACUGGAAUCAGCGGUUUUUGAAUCUGUCGAAGAGCGACUGGGGGCAGACGGGUUUAUUCCGGGGUAUUCGGUAAUCCUGCUAUGUACCCCUGGCAUGAUGGACCAGAGUUGGGAGUUAGAGCUCCUAUGUGACGAUGAAAUCGUUCCCCGGGCUCAGGGGGAGCGUAUUCUUCGUCAGUUCAGCCAUAUCCUGGCUCAAUUGCAUGAGGCAACGUGCAACUAUGCGAGUGGGAACUACCUGGACCCAGCCGCGUUGAGUACACGAUUCAUGGCCUCGUCAAAAUCCAAUGCCAGAUUCGCCCAAAAGACCAGGGGGGUUUGCGCCUGGGAUGGGUCUUUCACGUACGAAGAGUUACAGCAGUUGUCUGAGAUAGGUGCGAUUGGACUGCGUACCGUGGGCAUUGGGGCAGGGGCUAUUGUUCCUAUUUGUCUGGAGCGCUCCAAGUGGCUGGUCAUCGCCAUUUUGGCCGUCAUAAAAACCGGAGCAGCGUUUGUCCUACUGGAUCACAAUGCAGCCUACGAUCGAAACCAAAGCAUAUGUAAUGCAGUAGCGGCACAGUGGAUUGUAACGUCCUCUGCAUGUACGAAAUACUGCGAGAACUUUGCCCCUCAACUCCUGCUGGUCUCCGAUCAGGUGGUGCCAGGGGAUGGCAUGCAGCCACCGACUGUGGACAAUGAAGUAGACUCCUCGCACGAUGGCGACCUGCUCUAUGUGGUGUUCACCUCCGGUUCGACCGGAAACCCCAAGGGCGUGGAAAUUGAACAUGGAUCUUACUGCUCUGCCCUAGUUGCGCAGCGUGAGAAACUCCAUAUUGGAGUCGGUAGCCGUGUCUUGCAAUUGUCUUCAUAUGCAUUCGACUCCUUUGCGGUCGAGAUAUUCACGACGCUGUGUAGCGGCGGCUGUGUCUGCAUUCCAUCUGCCGAAGAGCUGGCUUGGGGAAUUGGUCCAACAAUUCGGCAAUACCAAGCCGAAUGGAUGUGCCUUACUCCGUCUAUGCUUCGGCUCAUUGCACCUUCUGACGUUCCCAGCGUGAAGACUAUAGUCGCCGUCGGGGAGACGUUACAACCAUCCCAGGUCGCAGUAUGGGCCACCGCAGUCACGUUAUUGUGCGGUUAUGGGCCUUCUGAAUGUUGCACCGGAGCAACCGUUCACACCAUACACGGCAAAUCUGUUGACCCUCGCAAUAUUGGGAGGGGAAUGGGAUGUUCGAUAUGGGUGGUGGACCAGCAUGACCACAAUCGCUUGAUGCCCAUCGGGGCAAUUGGAGAAUUAGUCCUCCAGGGACGCAUCGUUGGCCGCGGCUAUCUGAACGAGCCGGAAAAGUCCAGUUCUGUAUUCUUGGAUAAAACCGAAUGGACCAGCAACAUGGGUUCAUCUUCUGUGGAGAGGUUGUACAAGACAGGCGACCUGGUGCGGCUUAAUCCCGAUGGGACCUGUCUCUUCCUCGGCCGGAAAGAUCAUCAAGUAAAGUUGCGCGGACAACGCCUCAAUUUAAUGGAUGUCGAACACCAUUUAACGGAAGCUCUCGGAUCCCAGUUCACUACGCUCAUGGCGGACAUAAUCAAACCGAGUGCAGGCGCAAAUGAUGGAGACGGUCAUCCUAUGCUCGUGGCAGUGGUUGAAACGUCAAACGAGGAAAUGUUCAGCACUUCCAGUUCCACUUCCCAGGUUCAUUCUAGAAAUGGGUCCUUGUUUGUUCCCCCAAAUUCCCGAUUCGCGCACACAGUCUCCCAAGCUGAACAGGAGCUCUCGGCCACCGUGCCGGCGGUGAUGAUUCCCUCUCUGUGGUUCCUCACGCGCCAAAUGCCGCUCACGAUUUCCGGCAAAGUCGAUCGACGUAAGGUUCGAGCCGCGGCUGAAUUACUCUCCCCCGAGAUGCUCUUGUCUCUCGGAUGUACUGGUGCCCAGGCGAGAGAUGCCCCGUUGGCAGCUACGGAGACCACAGCGUGGGCGGUGUCUGAAGUGGUGGCUGAUGUUCUUCAUUCACGGUUGAAAGUGGACAGAAACCGUGUGGUGGGGAAGAAUGUUACACUGUCUCGCACUGGCCUGGACUCUAUCGAUAUGAUGGCUAUCUCCGUGGCGAUUUCCAGCCGCUUUGACGUUCAGCUGUCCGUGGCACCACUCUUUCGAGCCGGCUUAACCAUUCGCGACGUGGCUCUCAUGAUCUCGAUGCCACCUGCUAUGCAAGCCCUGAAGCCCGGUCCGUCAGUGACAAUGGACCUUUGGGCAGAGUACCAAAUUCUACGAGAGAGAAUACGUAGCAUUUGUGUACAGUCACGGAAAUUGCGGGAUUCCAAUGGUCUCGUCGUAGGCCCAGAUGAGAAAAAUGCUCGAACUGGGCACGUUCUGUUAACAGGUGGCACCGGCUUUCUUGGGACGCAUAUCUUGAAGGCUCUGCUUGAAGAUCCUCGGGUACAGUCGGUCACAGCUCUUGUUCGCGCCGAGUCAGACACGGUGGCGAUGCGGCGGAUAGUUCAAAGCGCUCAUGUCGCAGGCUGGUGGAAAGAGUCCUACCGAAAUCAUAUCCGGGCAUGGAAGGGAUGUCUGUCCAAACCUUGUUUGGGGUUGUCUGAAAGUCGGUGGAAGAUACUGUGCGGCCGUGGAAAUUUGGAGGGAGGAUUCGACAGUGUGAUUCACAACGGCGCCUGGGUUCAUUGGGGCCAAGAUUACCACAAACUUCAGUCAGUCAACACAGAAAGCACGGUUAACCUGUUACGUGCCUUGACACAGCUGGCAUAUCCUGUGGCAUUCACAUAUGUCUCGGCUCUCCUGCCCAGCUGUCCAGUCGGGGAUGACGAUCGUAGUCUGGCCAAGGUUUUGUCCACCGCCGAUGGAUACAGCCAAAGUAAGUUUAUGUCCGAACUGGCGAUCAAAGAGUUCGAUCGAAAUUCAUCCUGCAAUAAUCUGCACGUGAACAUCAUUCGGCCAGGCUGGAUAAUUGGAUCUACGGACAUCGGGAUGGCGAAUGUGGGCGACUAUCUUUGGCGUGUGGUGGGCUCCGCUCUGGCUUGUGGUGUGUACAACAAUGAAGAGGACCCCAACUCGUGGAUCUACAUCUCUCCUGUGGACCUCGUUGCGGGCUUGAUCAUCAGUCAGACUCUUGAUGGACCUCGAGCCUCAAUAGAGAGUCACACUGAUGGUCCUCAAUCUCCCCAGAUCACGUCCAUCAUCGAUGGCCUUGCCGCAACGGAUUUCUGGCGUGCUGUCUCAACAGCAUGCAGCCAGAUGUUUGGCAGCCAUCUCCAACCUUGCCAAGGAAGCAGCUGGUUACACCGGAUGAAAGGAAGCAUGAUGGCAGUUGGGGGGGGAGCAUCUGCUUUGGCCGGUGUUUGA
Penicillium manginii is the source of this 4461-nucleotide messenger RNA. RefSeq names its product Male sterility NAD-binding. Lineage: Eukaryota; Fungi; Ascomycota; Eurotiomycetes; Eurotiales; Aspergillaceae. Gene Ontology annotation, cellular component: cytoplasm. Gene Ontology annotation, biological process: amino acid activation for nonribosomal peptide biosynthetic process; secondary metabolite biosynthetic process. The transcript has 2 exons. Gene Ontology annotation, molecular function: phosphopantetheine binding; catalytic activity. The record is from RefSeq and is a predicted model, not a curated record. Bases 1 to 4461 code for a protein of 1486 amino acids.